AUGCAUGCUCCACGCGAGUCUCGGGACGGCGGCCACCCAUCUUCUGCCGCCUCAGCCCGAGGAAACUUUGUCGCUCACGUAGAAAGUAAUUCGAACGGUGAGGCGAACAAGGAACUCAACGAACACCUUGAAGUCAAUACAGACGUCAUCUCGACGGCUCCAGUUUCCGGCACGGACGGCGAGCUUGCUGCCGAAGAACAGUUCGAGUCCACCUCGAACAACACAGCCAACAAGAACGAGAUCGUUGGAACCUCAUACAAAGGACCUUACUCCAACGUUGACGACGCAGAUGUUUCCGCCGUUGAUACCUACCGGCCGGACCCCUACGACUUUGGUCGACACCGUCGUGACAAUGUCUCCAAAAAGCAGAUGGCCAUCGAACAUCCGAAGGGCAACAAGAGAAAGCUGAAGAAGUUUUACAACAGACAAAAUGUGCUCAUUGACCAGUUUCUUGGUGCCGAAGACGAGGAAAGACAACAAGUCGCCGAAGAUGCGCGGAUGGGCCCUAAAAUCAAAUUCGCCGUCAACGCUUCCUUCACAGCCAACUUUUGCCUGUUUGUCAUCCAACUCUAUGCUGCCGUCUCAACCGGAUCUCUAUCGCUAUUUGCCACUGCAGCCGACGCUUUCGUUAGUAGACCCGUUCUCUCCGAUGCGGCAUUACUUUAG
This is a messenger RNA of Colletotrichum higginsianum IMI 349063, 666 nucleotides long. RefSeq names its product Cation efflux family protein. Lineage: Eukaryota; Fungi; Ascomycota; Sordariomycetes; Glomerellales; Glomerellaceae. Bases 1 to 666 code for a protein of 221 amino acids. The record is from RefSeq and is a predicted model, not a curated record. The transcript is spliced from 3 exons. Gene Ontology annotation, molecular function: monoatomic cation transmembrane transporter activity. Gene Ontology annotation, cellular component: membrane.